CACGAAGGCGCCGGCCAUGGCGUGCUUUCAGACGCGUCCAAGUGCUGCUGUUGUGGUCGUCAUCACCAUGUUUCUGCUCCAAGCUUGCUAUGAAGGUAGUCAAGCAUCAGCGUCUUCCUCGCUGCAGCUGCAGCUGCCUCGGCAUCAGAUGCGCAAGAUGCUCAGCGUCAGUGCACCUUCCAUGCCAUCGAGCGGCGGAGGACGGCGCUCGACGGAGCCGUUGGAGCUGGAGGAGUGCUCAAAGGAUCUCCUGGAGGUGUUCCAGAUCAACGCGCCGAGCAUGGCGGGCGGCAUACCGGCCUACAGCGUGGAGUUCACCAACACAUGCAUGGAAUGUCUCGUGUGCGACGUCCAUGUCGCAUGCGGCGACUUCGCCUCAAAUGAUGUCAUCGACCCGACCAAGUUCCGCCGCCUCGGCUUCAACGACUGCCUGGUCAACGGCGGCCUGUCCAUUGAGCCUAGCUUUCCCGUGUCCUUCCAGUACGGCAACUCUUUUCCCUACCCGAUGACAGUCUCGUCCGCCUCCUGUCACCGUAACUAG
Molecule: messenger RNA, 541 nt
Organism: Triticum dicoccoides
Lineage: Eukaryota; Viridiplantae; Streptophyta; Magnoliopsida; Poales; Poaceae
Product: TPD1 protein homolog 1B-like
Exons: 2
Coding region: 17-541 (174 amino acids)
Biological process (GO): cell fate determination
Source: RefSeq, a predicted model, not a curated record